Molecule: messenger RNA, 1200 nt
Organism: Grosmannia clavigera kw1407
Lineage: Eukaryota; Fungi; Ascomycota; Sordariomycetes; Ophiostomatales; Ophiostomataceae
Product: s-adenosylmethionine synthetase
Exons: 3
Coding region: 1-1200 (399 amino acids)
Biological process (GO): S-adenosylmethionine biosynthetic process
Cellular component (GO): cytosol
Molecular function (GO): methionine adenosyltransferase activity; ATP binding
Source: RefSeq, a predicted model, not a curated record
AUGUCUUCUGUCAACGGUACUUCUAGCCUGCCGGCAUGGCAGACACACAAGUCUGGCACGUUUCUUUUCACUUCCGAAUCAGUUGGUGAAGGUCACCCUGAUAAGAUUGCCGACCAGGUCUCGGAUGCCGUUCUUGAUGCUUGUCUGAAAGACGACCCUCUGUCUAAGGUAGCCUGCGAGACAGCCACCAAGACGGGUAUGGUCAUGGUCUUCGGUGAGAUCACCACCAAGACUCGACUUGACUACCAAAAGGUCGUCCGUGACGCUAUCAAGGACAUCGGCUAUGAUGAUUCUGCAAAGGGAUUUGACUACAAGACUCUCAACCUUCUUGUUGCUAUUGAGGAACAAUCUCCCGAUAUUGCUCAGGGUCUCCACUAUGAGAAGGCUCUGGAGGAGCUCGGUGCUGGUGACCAGGGUAUCAUGUUCGGCUAUGCUACCGAUGAGACCCCUGAGCUCUUCCCCCUCACUCUGCUGUUAGCUCACCGCCUCAAUGCUGCAAUGUCCGCUGCUCGCCGUGACGGCACUCUACCGUGGUUGCGCCCCGACACAAAAACCCAGGUGACCGUUGAAUACAAGCAUGACAAUGGUGCCGUCGUCCCCCAAAGAGUCCACACGGUUGUCGUAUCAGCCCAGCAUAGUGAGCAUAUCACUACGGAGAAGCUGCGCUCUGAGAUCAAAGAAAAGAUCAUCAAGAAGGUCAUUCCAGCUCAGUACCUGGACGACGAGACGAUCUACCAUAUCCAACCCUCCGGCCUGUUCAUCAUUGGAGGCCCCCAAGGUGAUGCUGGCCUGACUGGCCGAAAGAUCAUCGUAGAUACUUACGGUGGUUGGGGUGCUCAUGGUGGUGGCGCUUUUUCUGGAAAGGAUUUCUCUAAGGUUGACCGGUCAGCUGCCUACCUUGGUCGCUGGAUUGCAAAAUCACUGGUUGCUGCAGGCUUGGCCCGUCGUGCGCUAGUUCAGCUUUCGUACGCCAUCGGUGUAGCUGAGCCGCUUUCGUUGUUUGUCGAGACAUAUGGCACGUCCGAGAAGACGUCAGACGAGCUUGUCGAGAUCAUUCGUAACAACUUCGACAUGCGCCCCGGUGUUAUUGUCAAGGAACUGGACCUGGCAAAGCCCAUUUACUUCCAGACGGCCAAGAAUGGUCACUUCGGCACUAACCAGAGCUUCAGCUGGGAGAAGCCGAAGACUCUCAAGUUUUAA